This is a messenger RNA of Centruroides sculpturatus (bark scorpion), 1283 nucleotides long. RefSeq lists its product as uncharacterized. The coding region runs from base 22 to 981 and encodes 319 amino acids. NCBI's taxonomy places the organism in Eukaryota, Metazoa, Arthropoda, Arachnida, Scorpiones, Buthidae. Gene Ontology annotation, cellular component: Fanconi anaemia nuclear complex. The transcript is spliced from 6 exons. The record is from RefSeq and is a predicted model, not a curated record. Gene Ontology annotation, molecular function: protein binding. Gene Ontology annotation, biological process: interstrand cross-link repair.
CAGAAUAAACAUCACGUGGCCAUGGAAUGGUUUGGUCAAGCAAUUGACGAAGAUGAAACAUUUUAUUUAUCGUUAAAAAAUAUUUUUGUUGAGUUUCAUUUAUUAAAACAACCUGAUCAGGAGAUUGAAUCUUUGCAGCUUCUAGUUAAGGCUACAGCAAAUCAAAUUCAACAUCCCUAUCCUUACAAUGCAGAUGUAACUCAUGUAGAAUCACUGUAUAUGAUAGCUAAACAUCUUUUAGAAAGAGAACAAUAUGAAAAAUCAGCAGAAUGGUUUACACAUUUGUUAGAGGUCUUAGAAGAGAAGAAUGAUAAUCAGUGUUACAGAGUAUCUAGUAAUUUCUUCCUUCAACUUUCAAAUAUUUAUCAUCAAGCGGCAUAUGCUCAUUUGCACUCUAAAAAUUACAAAAGAUGCAUUGAAAUAUGUAGUAAAUUAAUUGAAGAUUAUUCUUCUAAAGACGAUUUGUUGGAAGAAAAUAUUUCUAAUUCCGAAGCUUCCAGUUAUACGGAUUCUAAAAAACAAUUUGAAACUUUAUGCAUCGAUGAUGAUAAAGUAAUUAGGAUAUUAGAGAAUACAUCAUCUGAUGUAAUUUCAUUAAUGAUGAGAUCAUCUGCUUAUUAUCAUGUAAAUGAUAAAGAACAUGCAUUGUUUGAUCUUAAAAGGUUACGCAUCAUCCUACAGACAAAAUCCAGCAUGAAUACACACACAAUACAUAAUCGUGCAAAACGAAUAAAAAUUGAUGAAAUUGAGAAAAAAGAAGAAAAUAAUGAAGAACCAAGGGAAAAUUUAGCAAUUAUGUGUCUAAGAUCUCAAGUGUUUAACAAUCUUGGAGUACAGUGUGUGUUAAAAAAUCGUUACGAGGAAGCAAUGCGACUCUUUCGAAUUUCUCUUUCCUGUUUUUCAGAACUGCAGGCCGAUAGAUUCCCUCUCGUCCGUUUGUCUGUUCGUUCGUCCUUAGUUAAAUCUCGAGAAAAGCGUUAAGAUGGAUGAAAACCGAGAAAGGAUACGGAAAGCUUAGGGACCAAAGACCUCGCUUAACUGGAUAGAAUUUCCGGCCUGGAACGGAAGUGACGUGAUUUUAUAAAAUUAUAGGAUGAUUAAAAAUUGCGUCACAAUAAAUAAUUGAUUAUAAUUAAGCAAACUAUGCAAACGAGCUUAUCGUAAUCAAGCAAAGAAAUUUACAUCAUUUUGUUAUGUUUAUUUAAUUAGUUUAUUACAAUAAAAAUUUUUAUAUUUAAUUAAUGAUAUUUUCCCACAAAGUAUUAUCAUCAUUUCCUCCGGAA